AUGGCUGCCUCCAUUUCCGAGCAAGAUACUACUAACGGUGAGGCCAGCCCCGGAUCACCUGAACAAGCCAAAUCCAUUAUCAACGAUGUUCAUAUAAGUGCAGACAGAUGCCUCAGCUCGGAGGUAGGCGAAGCAUUUCAGGCUUGCUUGACUCCGUCAGAACCACAAACGCAAAACCUCCAAUGCUCACAGCACUUCAGCCGGACCUCCUCUAUGGAAAUAGUAGAACUAUACUCGGUGCUUUGGGAUUGCUACACGACGGAGAAAGCUGAGCUUCACAGACUUCAGCAGGAGGUUAAGAUCCUUCGUUCUGCCAACGCUCAGCUAUGCCUUAGGUUGCAGAUUGCAGAACAAGAGUCAUACAACCAAAGGGCAUUUUUAGCAUACUUUGAGCAGCGUUUUGCAAAUCUUCAGAAAAACCUCAAGAAUUUCCUUCAAUAUAAAGAGAAUGAUGAAUCUGAGGUCAAUGCCGAAGCAAUUUGCCAUUGA
This is a messenger RNA of Penicillium arizonense, 489 nucleotides long. RefSeq lists its product as uncharacterized. NCBI's taxonomy places the organism in Eukaryota, Fungi, Ascomycota, Eurotiomycetes, Eurotiales, Aspergillaceae. The transcript is spliced from 2 exons. The record is from RefSeq and is a predicted model, not a curated record. Bases 1 to 489 code for a protein of 162 amino acids.